Messenger RNA from Anopheles nili, 1757 nucleotides. RefSeq names its product sepiapterin reductase-like. The record is from RefSeq and is a predicted model, not a curated record. The transcript has 4 exons. Lineage: Eukaryota; Metazoa; Arthropoda; Insecta; Diptera; Culicidae. The coding region runs from base 732 to 1559 and encodes 275 amino acids. Gene Ontology annotation, molecular function: sepiapterin reductase (NADP+) activity. Gene Ontology annotation, biological process: tetrahydrobiopterin biosynthetic process.
UAAUUGAUUAGCAAUUUUUUACGGUAAAUGUUUCACAAUAUUGAACUCCAAACUGACGCGCGUUGCCGUUUUGGCAAUUGGUAAUUAGUGUAAGCCGAUAACAUCCACACUUGGCGAGUGUUCCACGAGGCAAACGAUGAAUUUUGUAGACCCAUGGGACCCGACGUACACCAUUAGUGAAAACACUCCGCCUGCGAACGUAGCAGCUCAAGAGGACGCCAUUGAUGCCGUCGCCGUUCCGCUAGAGUUCGAAGACAACUUCAUCCCCGAGCAACCGCAGCUAAACCCGCGGGAACCGCAAGAUAAUCGUCUUCCGGACUCGGACAGCUACAUUCGCACGCUAGAAAGGCGAUUGCAUCGUUUGAAGAAUAAUCUCAGCAUCCUCCAGCAGUUGACAGAGCGUCGUAACGCCUGUAUGCAAUCGUUGCUUAACGGGGACAUAACACUGCACACGGAAGCUGUGGACGAGCUGCAAAACACACUGGUUAACGGCAACGAGCUGCUUCGAUUCUACCGUCCAGAUCAGGCCCUUACGCAGAUCGAAAUCGAACAACUCCUAGAGCACGAUCAUUUGCAGCUGCAGGCGGAGGAGAACGAAGAGUAACACGAUAGCGCCGGAGCAGAGCAAUACCUUGUCCACACCGUUAUCGCCUUCGGUAAGUUUUCGUUUUUUUUCGUGUUGCAUCCUGUAAAAAAUCCCUCCCCCCCAUUGCAUAGAGCUAUUAUCUGCAAUGGCGGCUUCUACGAUGACUACGUCGACGGCCGUCAAUCUUGAGCAGGAGGCCUACUUUCUCGUUACGGGCGCAUCCCGCGGUAUCGGCGCCAAAAUAGCCAUCGAAACGACGCGUAAGUUCAAGCCGGGCUCGGUUGUCGUUUUGCUGGCACGGUCCGCUUCGGGCCUGGAGAACACCAAAUCGGAAAUACUGGCCGUCAAUCCACACGUCACCGUCGUGACAAGCUCAGUUGACCUGGCGACGGCGUCGAAGGAGUUGCUCAACGAAAUACUGGAAAAAUCACUCGGUAAAAAACCGAUCGACCAGUUCGGGUUGGCGUGCAUCAUCCACAACGUCGGCACGAUUGGUAAUGUCGCCCGGAAAGCGGUCGAUUUGGAUGACCGCUCGGAAUGGGAGCAGUAUUUCGGCACGAACGUCUUCACGGUGGCCGUGCUGAAUAGCUGCUUUUUGCACAAGUUUGCAGCUGCCCCCAGCAAGCUGGUAGUGAACAUUACUUCGAAGGCUUGUCUGGCUCCGUUCCCGAGCAUGACGUACUACUGCGCCGGAAAGGCGGCUCGAGAGAUGUACUUCCGCGUGCUCGCUGAAGAAGAAGCCGCAGCUGGCGUGACCGUGCUGAACUACUCUCCUGGACCGGUCGAUACCGACAUGACCGUCGACAUCCAGGCCAACUCGAAUGCACCGGAAAUUCGUGGCUACUUUAAGAACCUUCGGGAUACGACGACAAUGCUUACAACCGCCCAAACGACGUCCAAAUUUUUGCAUAUUCUCCAGAACGGACUGUUCAAGUCGGGUGAUCAUGUAGAUUAUUACGAUCACGAGGCCUGAGUGGUUUGAACAAGCUCCUACAACAGCAACUGUUCGGGGUCAACAGGCGCACCAUUCCGCAGAGAUUUCCUCCCAUGCGUCGCCAUUCGGAAUCGGAGCAAGAUGCUGGUAAAUUCAGCAUUCGGCCGCAGCUUCCUCUUCCUGACUAAUCUCGCCUGGAAGGUCCGGGUCGCGCUGCCGGCGCUGAUCAUGGCCGGA